CAUGAAUUUGGCGUGGCACUACAUUAUAAUUCUCUGUAUAACACGAAUAGUUAAACUUCAACCAAAGAUAGGAGCUUCAAAAAUGAAUCGUUUGCUGUUCACCCUGACUGUUCUUGUUCUGAUGGCUGUACCUGGUUGUGCCUUGAAAUGCUAUGUGUGUGCUGGCACUGAAGAUACUUGCAGCAAGAGCAAACUGGAAAGUAACCGAGCCGUCUAUUUGAAGGAAUGUUCUUCGGUUUUUGACAGGUGCGCUAGGAGCUGGUCUAAGAAAGAUGACGUGAACGCUGUGGGGAACGACUGCGCCAACGAAUCCACCUGUAACUAUGCAAAAGAGCUUUGUGACAAGCUUAAAGAUAAUAUCAAGGACUACGAGUGCGGGGUUGGUUGCUGUACUAGCGAUGCCUGUAACGCAGGCUCACCUGUGACCUUUAGCUUCUUCCUAUUGACCGUCUCCUCUGUUCUGGGCCUGGCACUAAUGAAGUAGACGCAGACCAAGUAAAGAUGCUGACGUGUUCCCUGCACUGAUUAAUAGUAGUUUUAUUGGGCAGGAUGGAAAGUCAUUAUUACUCGCACACAAAAAAGUAGAUUUGUAGAUAUAAGUGACUUUACAUUUGUAAGCCUGUUAGUUUGAAUAAACAUUUUAAAAUGAU
Molecule: messenger RNA, 650 nt
Organism: Stylophora pistillata
Lineage: Eukaryota; Metazoa; Cnidaria; Anthozoa; Scleractinia; Pocilloporidae
Source: RefSeq, a predicted model, not a curated record